GCAGGGUGAAAAACCCAAGGGAAAAAAGAAGCGAGGGUACCUCUGGGGACAUGUACAAUAGGUUAUUCAGGGGAGGAAGGAAGCAGGAAUUUUCUUAAGGGCAGGCAUUCAGCUAAACGGGGCUGGGCCUCACAGAGAAUGGAGAUUUUAAGUGGCAAUUUAUUCCGCUAAUAAAAGGAGAAGGCUGCAGGUGCUCUGGCAGGGCUGUGCGCAGGUGAGAGCCGAGGACGAGCAGGGCCGGCCCCACAGCCAGGAGCGUGCUGGGGCUGUGACACCCCCUGGGGGUUCCACAUUUACUGGGGUCUUCUCCCCUACCUCUGGAUUGUGGCUAUACCAAAAGCUUUGCCCACACCAGUGUUCAUGCAGUGGCUCUGACUGCAGGGAAAGUAGGUGAUGAGAGGGAUUUUACCCAGAUACUCCAGCUGCCCCUGCUCCAGCAGCUUAGGGAAGGAGCAAAAAUACCCCAUGGGUGCUGCCAAGAACCCUCCUGCCUCAAGGGUGGGCUGCCCAGCACCAGGCCCGUCAUGCCAGGACAUUUCUUGGUCACACCCCAGAGCCCAGACUGCACACGUCGAGGCGUUGCAGGGAGGAAGAACCCGGCUCUGAAGUAAUGGAGGUGGCGAAUAACAUCUAGCAGUUAGCACCACGUUUGCACAGCCCUUCCUCCUGCUCACACUGCUCUUGCACACUGCAACACUGAAGAAUCAUGAGCUCAUGCAGAAGCUGCAAGCGAUUCUCCAUUUUAGUGUUGUUAGCACCAUUAUUUCAGGCCUGGCACUCACCAGGACGCACAACAGUCCCAGUUUCAGUUCUGAUACAACCUACACCAGACAGACGAAAGAUCAUCUUGUACUCAUCCCAAGGUGAAUAUAUUCUAAAUAUUCUAAAUUAGCAUCAAUCCCCAAUCCCCUAUUUCAGUAUAUUCUACUUCCAAACUAUCACCCUCAUAUAAAAAGGAACACAAAACGCUCUGUGUCUCUUUCCUCCACUGCAACGUCUGAGUUGAAACAGUAGAAGUGCUUACAGAAAGCCAUGGUUAGUGUUACCCUGGAAGGAUCCAGGACGGCAUACCAGAACCUGGUUUUGGCAUCUGGGAACCACUUUUCAGCCAUAUAUAUCACCGUUCCUGCAUGCACUCGGGUCCACACAAAAUUAGCCCUAAGGAAUGUGAGUUCAAAAUUUGCUUUCCAGAAGUACUUAAGUGCAGGAGCUAAAAUUUGCUCUUUCUAGAUUUCCUACCUGUUUAAGAGAGAAGGAACAAAAUUCUGGCCCUUUGUUACUUGGGCUCCUUCCCGGGAAGAUGUGCAAAGCCUGUGCCUGGCGCUCUGGGUCUGCUGUUUGUAGCCUGAACCAAGACUUUUCAGGCAGCAGCUCCCGAGGUGAGCUCGCCACCUGCCCUUUGCCUCGCGGUUUGCUUUGGGCUCUCUUUUUCAGUAAGAGCUGGAACACAUGUGCACACUGGGGUGGGUUUUUUCCCCCAUGCCUGCAGCGCUGGCUGCAAACCAAACGCCAGCACAGGGCAUGCAGCUGGGAGAGACGAAGCCCAAGCACCUGGGGAAUGUUUUCUUGCCCCUGGGAGCUCCAGCAUUUACUGCUCAGUGCCACGGCUGGCACUCGCUGCAUCCAGCAGCCAGCUGGGUUUGCCUUCCUCUGGGCUCCAGCUGGAGCAAAGUUGCGAGGGGGAUGCAUUUGACAAAGGUUUGAUCUUAUUUUAAACUGAUGCCAUUUGGCCUGCUGCACGACUGCCUUGCAAAUGGUCCCAAGAGAGCUGCCUUGCCCCCAGACGUGUAUUUUUGUCCCCACAAUUGAGCUCUGAGCUGCAUUUUCACCGCUCUGACACCAAUGUCACAGCCACAAAAGCAGGGAGCACACGGGUUGCUCAUCCAGGGAUCCGGAGUGUUUUGUGCAACCAGCUAGCCCUAACCCUGCUCCAGACCCCCCUGGAGGCAAGGCCCCCAGCAGCCCCCAGUACCAACCUCAGCCCCACAGCUCGUGCAGGAACAGCUCAGAAUCACUGAAAAGGAACAAACACCAAAAAGGACCAACCACCAAAAAGGAGCAGGGUACUUCAGAGCACACUGGCACUUUGCUCUGAUUGCCGCUCGGGGCUGGAUGCAUGGUGAGAAGCAGGGUAUUUCUGUGCUGUCUUGGGGUGAUUUAUUUUCGCAGUAAAAUGAGAUCUUAGAGCUUUUCACUGUUUAUUUACAGCUUUACAAGGAUUUGUGGUAAGCUGAUGGCUUGUCCAGGGUGGCUGAAGAUGCGGUGUGGGCAGCAUGGAGCCACCCUGCUCUGCGAAGGGGUGCCCACCUGCAACAAAUGUGGCCGGUUCCUGAGAUAUCAGAUAAAAUGGAAGCCCUGCCCUGCUCGUCUCAGCUGUGCCUGGAGGAAGGCUGCCAGCAAACCCUCCUGGGACAGCACUUUGAUGCUGCUGGGCCAUCCUCACCGCACCCAGCGCCCACACACUCCUCCUCCCCAGGCCCUUUCCCACUUGGCUGGAGGGUCUCAAAGAGCCUUUUUCUCCAUGCAUGCCUGCCUUUCCCUUGGACCCUCUCCCAGGGCAGAAGCGAUCCCGUCCUAUCGGCCUCAGAAAUCCUCGGUGGCUCCUCGGAGGCCUGCAGCCUCCUCCCAAACCCAGAGCACAAAGGCUCAACGCGGCAUUCCUGUUCCCUGCUCUGCAGGAACAGCUGUACCAAAAAGAUGCCGAGAAUCCCUGCGAGGCUCCAAGGAAAAGAUAUUAACCCAGGAGGGGAGCAGCGGUGCUAUAAUAAAAAACCAUUAUAAAAGAGAGAAGCCACUGAGUGGAUUAGCAGCCCAAACCUUGCUUGGCUUUUGGUCUCUUUUCCUCCAGCUCUACUGCCCUGCCGGGCAGUCUGCGCCGGUUCCUCCCCACGAAGGGAAGCUCAGCUCCCGAAUUUCAGAUGGGUCUCCUCUGGGGGAGUCCCCCUGCAGUAUGGGGCUGGGUUUCACACAACCCGAGCACCCAGAGGGCACACGCACACAUAGCUGCCAUUUCACACUGGGUCAGACGAGCUCCCUGAAGCCUCCCCUCCAGCUUGGUCCUUGCAAAACAAACUGCAGCCACGUUACAGCCCCCAAGAAGUGAAGGCACACACUGGUCGCAGCCAGCACAAGGCGUGCAAGGACACAUUCCCCUGCACAAACAGCCGGGGCGAUGCCGGGCGCAGAGCAUUUGCUGCGUGGGGCCACCAGCUGUGCCAAGAAUUUCGCUGUUUGGGGGAGAAGGGAGCACGUGGGGCUCCUGCACCCGCAGCUGUUCCCUGCCCGCAGCCCUCCCAGCCAUGCAGGGCAUUUAAAUUUUAAAGCACACUCCCCACGGUUGUUUUCUCCUCCGUCUCCACUGGCUCGCACAGACCCCGUCCACAGGAGCUGCUGGUCCCCGAGGCACUCAUGGGCUCGCUGGUGGCCAAGCUCCUCCUGCCCACCAUCAGCACCUUGGUCUUCCUCCCCACCAUCAGCAUCGCGGCCAAGCGGCGCUUCCACAUGGAAGCCAUGGUCUACUUCUUCACCAUGUUCUUCGUGGCGAUCUACCAUGCAUGUGAUGGCCCCGGCUUAUCAGUGCUGUGCUUCAUGCGCUACGAUAUCCUGGAGUACUUCAGCAUCUACGGGACAGCUCUGUCCAUCUGGGUGUCCCUGAUGGCCCUGGCUGAGUUCGAUGAGCCGAAGAGAUCGACCUUUGUCAUGUUCGGCGUGCUCACCAUCGCCGUGAGGAUCUACCACGACCGCUGGGGCUACGGCGUCUACUCGGGACCCAUCGGGACCGCCGUCCUGGCGAUCACUGUGAAGUGGCUACAAAAGAUGAAGGAGAAGAAGGGGCUGUAUCCAGACAAGAGCGUCUACACCCAGCAGAUCGGUCCUGGCUUCUGCUUCGGGGCGUUAGCACUGAUGCUGAGGUUCUUCUUUGAGGAGUGGGACUACACCUACGUGCACAGCUUCUACCACUGCGCCCUGGCCAUGGCCUUCGUGCUGCUGCUGCCCAAGGAGAACAAGAAGGCCGGGGGCGCUGGCAGCCCCGCCAGGCUGGACUGCUCCACGCUCUGCUGCUGCGUCUGAGCCUCCGGCACCUGCUCCUGCGCCUGGGCACUGGAGGGCUGCGACCACGAGCAAGGUGCUGCCCGCUGUGCUCUCCUUGGGACCUUCUCCCACCAGUUCUGCGCACGCCCUGGGCUUUUCUUCCAUGGAAAGGCUUCAUCCUUCCACCAUCAUAACGCCUUAUGCAUUUCCAGUGUGCUAAAUUCCUGUACUUCUCCCUGGAGGAGCCCUUGUUUGGGAUGUGCUCCUGUCCCGUGGCCCUGCAGCAGGUGCUGGGGACCUUGGUGUCCCUCCGUGCGCUCUCGGCCAUGUCACCUCCCCGCCGUCCCCUGUGCUGGCCCCGGAGGACCCAAGACGUCCCCUCCUUUGGGUUUGCCCACCCUGAGCGCACAAGGUUCUGUUUGUAACGCCCGGUUAACAGAGCCUGUAUUUUUGUGAGAUAUUUCCUAUUUUAUUUAUGCAUUCUCUUGAUGUAAAUAAUACUUAUCAGCAAAGACUCUUUGCAAGCGUGCAGUACCAGCUCUCCUUAAACGGCGCAAAAACCUUUCCAGGUCAGCUGCUGCUCACCCCAGCUCAGGCAAGGGCAGCCCUAGAGCACAGCCCAAGGCACGGCCACAACCUUCCCUGGCCCAGAGGUGGCUGCAGCAUCGGUCACUUUGUCCCCGCCAACCUGCUGGGGUGGCGCAGGCAGCAGGUGUGCUUGCAGCGAGCCGCGUUAGUCUGGAAAGCACAUGGAAAACGAGAGGCACAGCAAAGAAGCUCCUGGAGCGGGGGGGAGGGCUGUAAGCCUCUAACAUCUCCUAUAACAGACUAUUUACUAUAGCAGAAGUGUAUGAUUUAUUUAGACUGUCUGGGAAAAACGCCAGGACUAUAUGUCAUGGACAAUUAGAGCGGUAUUGAUAUACAGUGAUGUCCACAGAAAGCCCACAUUAAGCCUGGGCUCCUCUGGAAGAGAAAUCCACCCCAGUCAUUCAUCAGAGCCACUUCCUGCGACGGGGCAACAACCAAAGCCGAACGGGUUUCCAACAAAAAUAUAAAUGAAUCACGAAGCCCCGAGAGUCCAGGAGUCACUGGCGAGAUGGCGCUGCGGUGGCAAGGCCAGCACAGCUGUGCGCGGGGGCAGCGCUAGCAAGGGGGUCCCAGGGGGCUCGCCAAGGACCGAAACCAACCCAGCCCUGCUGUGCAUGAGCAGCCAGCCCCCAGGAAAAUUUGCAAGGUGCUGCGAGGGAAUGCAGGCAACGCUUUCCCCAUUGCUUUCUGAGCAAGUCGCUGCGUCCCUGAGCACACCAGGCUGGGGUGCGCUACCCCACGUUCAAAUACUCACCCAGCCACCUGUGCAUGCCCUUUACCACUUGCUGCAGCCACAGACCAGAGGCAGCAGGCCCCCACGACUCAUUUUGUGAGUUUGGCCCCUCCAGGGUGGCGGUGAUACGAGUAUUCCCCAUGGCAAGCCUGGCUGUGCCAGCAUGGGAGAGCCUCACGCCUGUCCAGUGCUCCGUGCUGCGUAAAUGCAACGCAUUACGGGGCCUGAACACGAGCUGAAACAAGGCUGGCAAACCCCAUGCAAACCAGGAGGGCACAUUGCUGAGGUCCAGGUGAGUAAAUGAAAGCUCCUGCUCCCACCUGCCGCAUGUUCAGGUGUUACACC
Cygnus olor (mute swan) is the source of this 5698-nucleotide messenger RNA. It is a transcript of the gene MYMK, whose product is annotated as myomaker, myoblast fusion factor. The record is from RefSeq and is a predicted model, not a curated record. Bases 3409 to 4071 code for a protein of 220 amino acids. The transcript is spliced from 5 exons. NCBI's taxonomy places the organism in Eukaryota, Metazoa, Chordata, Aves, Anseriformes, Anatidae. Gene Ontology annotation, cellular component: plasma membrane.